This is a messenger RNA of Salmo salar (Atlantic salmon), 459 nucleotides long. Its product is annotated as urocortin-3. Gene Ontology annotation, cellular component: extracellular region. Gene Ontology annotation, molecular function: hormone activity; corticotropin-releasing hormone receptor 2 binding. Gene Ontology annotation, biological process: adenylate cyclase-activating G protein-coupled receptor signaling pathway; digestion; cellular response to nutrient levels. The record is from RefSeq and is a predicted model, not a curated record. Lineage: Eukaryota; Metazoa; Chordata; Actinopteri; Salmoniformes; Salmonidae.
AUGCCGUUCAUAAGAACCCUGGUUGUGCUGGCUGUCCUCUGCGCGCCAACCUCCAGCCUCUGUCUCAGACUGUACCAGAGCGACUCCAACCUCCUCUGUGACGAUGAAAUACUAUCUGAGGUUCAGACGAACGACGUUCCCAGUGACGAGUUCCCAGUGUCGGAAAGCUGGGGCUCCCUCUUCAAGUCCGGAGACACUCUCUCCUCCGCAGAGUCGCGGGAGAAAAGGACUUCGACUUACCCCGCCAACUACAGGUUUCUCAGUCAGACGCAGCUAAGGAGUAAGAUGUUCCAGAACAGCAUAAAUAAUGACCGGCUAAGCAAGUUUACCCUGUCUCUAGAUGUGCCCACCAACAUCAUGAACAUUCUCUUUGACAUCCAAAAGUCCAAGAACCUGCGCGCAAAAGCGGCCGACAACGCGCGUCUGAUGGCGCAGAUUGGACGAAGGAAGAGACAGUAG